AACAUGAGGGAAGAUGCGGAAAGGGCCGGAUCGGCCAGAAGAAAACAGCCGACGACGUUCAGGGGACGAUCCUAGAGCCGGGCAGAGAUUCUAGUACAGACGCGGGGCUCACACGUCCCAGUGAGGGGGACACAGGCCCGGGGGGAGGGGGCGCAGAAGGGCCCUGACUCGGCUUUGAGUCUCAGGCUCUCCUCCCCUGCACCUCUCCAUCCCUUGUCCUGGGAACAGACGCCCCCUUGUGGGACUGGUGAGCAACAAGCACAUGGCUACUUCUGGCUCUGGGGCACCUGAGGUUUGCUUACCAGGCUGGGGUGACCUGGGGGCUCGCAGCCACUAGGGGGCGCUGUGAGACUGGCUCUGGGCAGGCAAAGGGGGCAGGAGGAGCCUGGGGAUCUCGGGAUGAGCCCCGCUGGCCGUGUCUGUGGCUGCUCUGACCCCCUGGGAUCCCUUAUGAGUUACAGCUCAGCUGGGCUCCAUCCCCUCCCCCGAGAGACUCGCCUUCCCCGUGGGACCCAGGACCCCAGAUUUAGAACCCAGGGUGUAGUUAAGAAGCCCCAGAUUUGCAUCCAGCCCCCGCCCCCUCCCAGCCCCAUCCCGGGCUCCCAGGGAGAGGAUAAGAGGGGCCUGGCAGAGCCCGGACCCAGCUGGUUCUCUCUGGGGAGCAGAGCUCUCGGGGUCCCCUGCACCAUGGCCUGGCCUCUCGUCUGCCUCCUCCUGCUCACCUGCUGCUCAGGUUCCUUCUCCCAGCCUGUGCUGACUCAGGCUCCCUCCAUGUCUGUGUCCCUGGGAGCCACGGCCAGACUCUCCUGCACCCUGGACAGUCAGCACAGCUAUUAUGAAAUUGAAUGGUACCAACAGAGCCCGGGAAAGGCCCCUCGGUACCUCAUGUAUGUCGACAGCGAUGGAAGUGCAGGCAAGGGCGAGGGAGUCCCCGACCGCUUCUCAGGCUCCAGCUCUGGGGCCAAUCGCUACUUGUCCAUCAGCAACAUCCAGCCUGAGGACGAGGCCGAUUACUACUGUGGGGCAGCUGAUAGUGAUGGUUCACACAGUGCUACAUUCAGUGAGGAAGUGGGACAAAAACCUCCCUGCCAGCCCCAACCUGGCCCAGGAUGCUGA
This is a messenger RNA of Antechinus flavipes (yellow-footed antechinus), 1116 nucleotides long. RefSeq lists its product as uncharacterized. The transcript has 2 exons. NCBI's taxonomy places the organism in Eukaryota, Metazoa, Chordata, Mammalia, Dasyuromorphia, Dasyuridae. The coding region runs from base 400 to 1116 and encodes 238 amino acids. Gene Ontology annotation, biological process: immunoglobulin production; immune response. The record is from RefSeq and is a predicted model, not a curated record.